CUUUAUUUGAUUUUGGUUGGUUUUCCCUUUUAAAUUAAAUAUUUCGAAAAUUUUUGUUUUAUUAUUUCGUGUAUCUAAAAUUCGGCGACUUGUCCUAUAAAUUGGUAUUUGCUUUCUAUUUGGCAAAUAUGAUUUCUGAUAAAAUGCGCGCUCAAAUGUAUCGCGAUCAUCGCCAACGCUUACGAUACGUUCGAUGUCGUGUUAAUAGCGGUUCAGUUCGUUUGCCAUCGCGUAUCAGUGCAAAUAGUGUCAACUCAGAUUCGUACCGUUCGUUGAACAACAGAAAUAUGUGUAGGUCACAAUCUAAUCCAAAUUUUUUACACGCACAACAGCUUCCACAAUUUGAGAAAAGAAAUAUCCGACAGCAUGCUCAUCGUCUAUCCACCAAAUCAAUCAUAGAUGAGCGUAGAAGUAUUAUAAAGUCGAAAUCUUUGGCAAUAAACGAAAAGCUGAAUAAUCAACGUUGUAGUCCAAUGACCUAUCCAUCGAUUGCUCUAAAGUUAAAAGGUCUUCGACCAGUGGGACGUGUACUUAUUCAAUUAUAUACGGAAGCAUCGCCUCAAGUUGUAUUGGAGUUCAUCCGCUUAGCUAGAAACAAUAACGCAGAUAGCCUUUUCAUCACUCGUGUCUUUCCAUCUCUAUGGUUGGAGGGAGAGUUAAGGUUACCGCCAGAUUCUCAUACACACAGAAAACAUGAAUUCGAUACACGAAGUUUAAAUCACACAAACCAUGGCGGUAUUGUUUCUUAUUCGCGUGAAAAUAUAAGUGGUAUCGAAAGUGACCGACUGAGCUUUGCAAUCUCCUUUCGACCAUUGCCUGCAGCUAAUAGCAAACGCAUCGCUUUUGGACGAAUUGUGGGUGGCUUAAAAUAUCUUUACGAACUUCAAGACUAUGGCACAAAGAAUGGAAAGCCGACAAGAAAAGUUUUCAUUAGCAAGUGUGGAUUAUUCUCAAAGACUUUGCCCUCGCGAAGAUAUUGA
Molecule: messenger RNA, 980 nt
Organism: Bactrocera dorsalis (oriental fruit fly)
Lineage: Eukaryota; Metazoa; Arthropoda; Insecta; Diptera; Tephritidae
Exons: 2
Coding region: 129-980 (283 amino acids)
Biological process (GO): protein peptidyl-prolyl isomerization
Molecular function (GO): peptidyl-prolyl cis-trans isomerase activity
Source: RefSeq, a predicted model, not a curated record